Molecule: messenger RNA, 1149 nt
Organism: Zophobas morio
Lineage: Eukaryota; Metazoa; Arthropoda; Insecta; Coleoptera; Tenebrionidae
Product: odorant receptor Or1-like
Exons: 5
Coding region: 1-1149 (382 amino acids)
Biological process (GO): sensory perception of smell; detection of chemical stimulus involved in sensory perception of smell
Cellular component (GO): plasma membrane
Molecular function (GO): olfactory receptor activity; odorant binding
Source: RefSeq, a predicted model, not a curated record
AUGGACAGUCGUAGAAAAUUCAGCUGGAAAGCGACAAUAGAACUCAACGUUCUGUUUCUAAAAAUGUCUGGAUUUUGGCCCAGAAAUGACGAUACUUUCAAGCUAGAUUUAUACACAUCACGCACCAUAAUUCUCGUCACGGUUUUCCUCCUAGUAGGACUACUCUCACAACUGAUCAAUCUCUUCUUCAUCCUCGACGACUUAAUCGCCCUCACUGGAACAAUCUACAUUCUCCUAACAGAGAUUCUCUUCGCUUUGAAAAUUUACUACCUUGCUAGAAAUAUGUCAAUUGUGAAAAAACUGAUGAGGAUGUUAGACGAUGACUUGUUUCAACCACGAGACGUCGGUCAGGUUGCUUUGGUUCAACCAAAUUUAGACGUCUGGAAGAUGAUUUACAAAGCGUUUAUGACGAUGUGUUGCGGGGCUAACUUGUUUUGGGCGGUUUUUCCACUGUUGGAUAAAUCUAGCGAAGGUAAUAGAUUGCCAUUUUUAGCUUGGUAUCCAUACAACACGAAAAUUUUUCCGAUGUAUGAAAUAACGUAUGGUCAUCAAGUGUUAAGCUACACUUACACGUGCUUUACUCAUAUUAACGUCGACACGUUUAUAGCUGCCAUAAAUGUGUACACUGCUAGUCAGUUUGACAUUUUGUGUGAUAACUUGAAGAAUCUUCAUUUGAGUAACAAUGUGGGAGCGAAUUUUGCCAAAUGUGUUAGACACCACUGGAUGAUUUUAAAUUUCGCCUACAACUCGAACAAAUUUUUUAACUGGAUUAUUCUUUUACAAUUUUGCGUUAGCGCCACGAUUACAGCAAUGACACUGUUUCAACUAACUAUUGUUGAACCCCUCACGACUGAAUUUUUCUCUUUCGUGUCGUAUGGAAUGGCAGCGGUAACACAAAUAUUCAUGUACUGCUGGUUUGGCAACGAAGUGCAAAUUAAGAGUAACAACUUACCCUUCGCAGUUUACGAAUGUAAAUGGACGAAUUUCUCUGUUAAGACUCAAAAGAAUAUUUUUUUCUUUAUUCUGAGGUCCCAGAAACCUGUGAAAGUGUCAGCAUCAAAUGUGUUCUACUUAUCCUUGGAAUCCUUCAUGAUGAUUUUAAAAACGUCGUGGUCUUACUUCGCACUACUCCAGCAAGUAAGUUCUUGA